GUCGUCCGCCCCGCGCCUCCGCCGUCCCGUUUCGCCCACGCGGCGGAACGCCCAUCAGACAUGGACGACUCGCGCCACACGCUCCGUUAAAAAAAAAGUUCUCUCCCAGCUCCCUCCCUCCCCGCGGCCUCGCUUUCCUCUCGUGUCCUCGGCAGCCUCGAGCAGCACCGUGCCGUGCGCGCGGCGCGAUGGCGUGCGCGGCCCCACCCAGCCCCCUCCCCGUGGUCUCCCUGCCCGCGCGCCGCCGCGGUGCGACUGCCGCCGCGGCCGCCUCCUACCACGCCCCCUCUACCCGGCUGUCGAGGCGUUCGUGGCUCUCCACUGGAAACUCGCCCCGCUCUCGGCUGCGGACCCAGGCCUCCAAGGCCGAGCCGGCCGAGGAGAGCCUUCCCGCCGCGCCGGGCCCGUCGGAGCCCCUGCCCCAGCCACGUACCAGUACAUGGAAUUGGAAGGGCUACAACAUUCGUUAUCAGUGCGCCGGAACGUCUGGCCCUGCACUGGUUCUAAUUCAUGGUUUCGGGGCAAACAGUGACCAUUGGCGGAAAAAUAUUCCUGCUCUUGCCAUGGCAAAUAGAGUUUAUGCAAUUGAUCUAAUUGGCUAUGGGUAUUCUGAUAAACCUAAUCCACGUGAGUUCGAAGAGAGCUUUUAUACUUUUGAGACUUGGGGAGAACAGUUGAAUACAUUUUGUGCUGAAGUUGUCAAGAGUGAUGCUUUCUUCAUAUGCAAUUCAAUUGGAGGGCUUGUUGGUCUGCAGGCAGCUGUUAUGAAACCCCAAACAUGCAAAGGUAUUGUUUUAUUGGAUAUUUCAUUAAGGAUGCUUCAUAUCAAUAAGCAGCCAUGGUUUGGAAGGCCUUUCAUCAGAUCAUUUCAAAAUCUCCUAAGGAACACUGUUAUUGGGAAGCUCUUCUUUAAUGCUGUUGCAACACCAGAAUCCGUGAAAAAUAUUCUUUGUCAGUGUUACCAUGACACGUCCGCUGUCACAGAUGAAUUGGUUCAGAUGAUCUUGCAGCCAGGGCUUGAUCCCGGUGCUGUGGAUGUAUUCCUUGAGUUCAUCUGCUAUUCUGGAGGUCCUCUACCUGAAGACUUACUACCCUUGGUGAAGUGUCCAGUUUUGGUAGCUUGGGGAGAGAAGGAUCCAUGGGAGCCUGUGGAACUUGGAAGAGCCUACGGGUCUUUUGAUGCUGUUGAAGAUUUUGUUGUCCUCCCGAACGUUGGACACUGCCCUCAGGAUGAAGCACCUGAGCUUGUAAAUCCACUUGUUGAAUCAUUUGUUAAGCUCCAUAGUUAGUACAUGGGUAGAUUGUUUCCUCUUUACAUGGGUACAUGGUCAACUCGAGCGAAGAGUUGCUGGAAUAUGGGGAUGCCAAUUUUAUUUGAGGAUCACAAACUGGCCGUUCUUUUGUAGGCUGUGAACUUCCAUUUGAGCACUGGCGGGAAACACAUUUAUAGUUGAGGUAUGAGACAUGAGGAGGAACUAUCUGAUUUCAUCUUAUUACAGCAGAAGAACCCGUCUCCUCAGAACGGAGGUCAGUACGAGCAGCACAGGUGUUUUAUUCUGUUCGAACUGUUGGAGGUUCAUCAAAAGUGAACGCAAGUAGUUCAUAUGUAUGUUUGUAUAUAAUUUUUUUCCUUGUGUCCAUUAGUCAAUGUUACCAAUCUUCUCACUUGAGGUUUCUUUGCGUACAGAAAAAGAGAUUUGCAUAUGUGUGUUUUGUCUCCACAGGUUUAAAGUUUUCAGUAUUACUAGUAUCAUCUUGAAAAGGCAACAAUCUUGGUUGCGCUUUUCUGUAUUGUUCGAGCAGGUUUUAAAAUUCUGGCAUACUUUAGUUUCA
Messenger RNA from Aegilops tauschii subsp. strangulata, 1833 nucleotides. RefSeq lists its product as uncharacterized. The record is from RefSeq and is a predicted model, not a curated record. Lineage: Eukaryota; Viridiplantae; Streptophyta; Magnoliopsida; Poales; Poaceae.